Sander lucioperca (pikeperch) is the source of this 1731-nucleotide messenger RNA. RefSeq names its product CD209 antigen-like protein C. NCBI's taxonomy places the organism in Eukaryota, Metazoa, Chordata, Actinopteri, Perciformes, Percidae. The transcript has 10 exons. The coding region runs from base 90 to 1109 and encodes 339 amino acids. The record is from RefSeq and is a predicted model, not a curated record.
AAGUCCAGUAAAGAUCAUCACAGCAGACCAGACGGCCUCCUAACAGCUCUCAUACAGGACUGCAGCAGGACUUUAAACAUUUGUUCAGGAUGAACAGAAAUCCACAGGAGGAAAUUGAGGAAAUCGAAGAAGAAGAUAACAAUGUUAAUGCUCCAGCCUGGACUGUGAAUAAAGUGGCAGCCCCUCCAGAGGAAAUCAAAGAAGCUGACUAUGUUAAUGCUCCAGCAUGCACUGUGGAUAAAGUAGCAGCCCCUCCAGAGGAAAUCAAAGAAGCUGACUAUGUUAAUGCACCAGCAUGCACUGUGGAUAAAGUAGCAGCCCCUCCAGAGGAAAUCAUAGAAGAAGCUAGCUAUGUUAAUGUACCAGCAUGCACUGUGGAUAAAGUGACAGCCCCUCCACACCAGAGGUCUCUCUUCUUCACUCAGUCUUUUCCACUGAUAGCAGUGUGUUGGCUGAUACUGUUAGUCAUCAUGGGCCUUCGUAUCCACUGUGAUACUGUCUUAGAAAGUAAGAUCGCAAACCUGACUGCAGACGUCCAGAACCUGACAACACAAAACCUGCAGCUGAACUCACGAAACCAGGAGCUGGAGACACAGAGGAAGAACUUAACAGAACGAAUACAAGACAUGGAGACAACCUGGAAUAAACUCAACGUCAGUCGAGCUCAGUGGACCAUUGAUGCCUACUGCCCCAAAACAAAUAACGUGAGACAGUGUAAACCUUGUCAGAAUGGCUGGAAACGCACAGAGUCUAACUGCUAUGCGUAUAAUAACGCUGAACCUCCUAAUCAGAAAACCUGGGAAGAAGCUCAACAAGACUGCAGAGGAAAGAGUUCAGAUUUGGCUGUUGUACAUAGUCAAGACGAACAGACUGCUCUCAAUAAAUACAGCGUGGGUAGUUCAGGAACUAAUGGAUACUGGUUUGGCCUGAGAGCUGAAGGUGGGAGAUGGAAGUGGAUUGAUGGAAGUAAUCUGACUGAAAGCUACUGGACACCACAACCUCCUCCUACUGCUACUGAUGGUCAGUGUGGAAUGUCUGUCCAGAACGUAGGAUGGAGAUCAGUGAACUGUACUGAGAAAAAACAAUGGAUCUGCGAAAUGAAGGAUUGAUCUCUUUAAACACUGCAGUCAGACUCUGCAUGAUAAUAUCAACUGGCUUAUAAAUAUCAAACUGUAAAGUCUUCUACUUCACAAUUUAAAUGUUUUUUUUUUGUUUGUUUUUCUAAUAAAAAGGAACAGGGGUUUUAUUUUUUAUUAAAAAAAAACAAAUUCAAUAUUUACAGUGAAUUAUUUUGUAAAGCCGUUUGUGUGUCUCAGAAUAAAAACAGACACUUAGAUUUGAAUACAUUUAGAUAUUUGAUUAUAUAGGUAUGCUAAUGUAAGUCUGUGAAACAUACAGUGACUAGACUGAAGGGGCACUGUUAUCAUUGAUACCUGUUGAAUGAGCUUUUGUUCUGCUUUGUUAGAGAUGUGAUGAUUAUAAUUUGUAUAUCAGCAGAUUGAUGACAGGGACAGACAGACUGCUCAGUCUCCUGUUUCCUAUGUAUCAUUAACAUAUAUUGUUGCUACUCAUUGGCCAAAAUGGGGGCACUGCAUCACUUGUUCUCAACAGAAUGUCCUCAGAGCUUUUUUCUUCAGCAUGUUAGGAAUAUUAAAGUGUAAAAUGUUUUCUAUUUAUCUAUCUAGAAGCAAAUUCAUGUUUUAUUACAUUGAAUAAAAACGUUGUGACACA